Messenger RNA from Anoplopoma fimbria (sablefish), 1119 nucleotides. RefSeq names its product forkhead box protein F2-like. The transcript has 2 exons. The record is from RefSeq and is a predicted model, not a curated record. Gene Ontology annotation, cellular component: nucleus. The coding region runs from base 1 to 1119 and encodes 372 amino acids. Lineage: Eukaryota; Metazoa; Chordata; Actinopteri; Perciformes; Anoplopomatidae. Gene Ontology annotation, molecular function: DNA-binding transcription factor activity, RNA polymerase II-specific; RNA polymerase II cis-regulatory region sequence-specific DNA binding. Gene Ontology annotation, biological process: animal organ morphogenesis; regulation of transcription by RNA polymerase II.
AUGGCGACCGAGACCUCCAAGCAACAUCUGGAUCCAUCUGAUCCUCGCUCCAGUCCGCUGGCACACGAUGACCAGGCUGCUCUGCUGAGCGCACAGCCGGUGAUGGAGAGCUCACACACCGCUUCACCCAAAUGGAAGAAGGGAAACUCCGGCUUGAGGCGUCCAGAAAAGCCUCCCUACUCCUACAUCGCUCUCAUUGUAAUGGCAAUCCAAAGCUCGCCGACCAAAAGGCUCACUUUGAGUGAAAUCUAUCAGUUCCUGCAGGCCCGCUUCCCUUUCUUCAGGGGAUCAUACCAGGGAUGGAAGAACUCCGUCAGACACAACCUGUCUCUGAACGAGUGUUUCAUAAAGCUGCCUAAGGGUCUCGGCAGACCUGGCAAAGGCCACUACUGGACCAUCGACCCCAGCAGUGAGUUUAUGUUCGAGGAGGGCUCCUUUCGCCGCAGACCUCGGGGGUUCCGAAGGAAAUGCCAAGCCAUGAAGCCGAUGUACAGGAUGAUGAAUGGCAUCGGGUUUGGUGCGUCCAUGCUGCCGCAAAACUUUGAUUUCCAACCACCUUCAGGCUCACUAGCGUGCCACAACGGCUACAACAUAGACCUGAUGGGCAAUACGGUGCCAGCUGGCUACGAGGGCCUCGGAGGAGGACACCACGUCUCUCAUAUGUCAUCAGGCUCCGGGUCAUCGCACAUGGCCGCAUGUCAGGUGGCCUCUAAUGCGGACUAUUGCCCGGACAGCAGCAGCAGCAGCCCCCUGCAGUCCUCCACAGCGAUGGUGGACUGUCAGUCUCCUUAUGCUAAUGCAGCCUCACACUGGAGCUCACCUGGUGUUUCUUCAUACAUCAAACAGCAGUCGCUGGCAACAAGCAGUCCCACUUCUUCUGCUCUGCAUACGGGGAUGCCCUCUUACUCUCUGGAUCAGGGCUAUCUGCACCAUAAUGCACGAGAUUCCUCAGAUAUCUCAGUGGGACUGUCUCGAUACCCCAGCCACUCAGCUCCUGUGUGUGACAGGAAGGACUUCGUUUUGAACCUCCACCCGAGCACCGGCGGAUCGUACUAUCACCAGCUCCAUCACCACCACCACCAAAGUGUCUACCAGGACGUAAAGCCAUGUGUCAUAUGA